Molecule: messenger RNA, 3006 nt
Organism: Knipowitschia caucasica
Lineage: Eukaryota; Metazoa; Chordata; Actinopteri; Gobiiformes; Gobiidae
Source: the annotation of a GenBank genome assembly
AUGACCAAGGAGCUGCUUCAGUCGGGCACAGACAAUCUCCGGCAAGGCAGAAACGAACAGACUGAAACGUAUAUUGCAAAACCUGCGUGUCUCGGUCCAUCUACAGGCGGCGACCCUCUUCCGCUGUGCCAGAUCACGGUAAAAAUAGGCAACGAAGCCAUCAUCCGGCGCCGAAUCAAAGGCUCUAAGCUCUUCCCUAAAAAGAAACGAAGAAUGAGAGAAUUUGGACAAGCCGACAAAUCUAGUCAAGACUUAAGCACUGGUCUUAAAAAAGAUGCUCCAGUGACAGCAGGAGAUCCGAACGACUGCGACAACACGGAUUUGCUCUGGCGUCCGUAUUACUCUUAUAAAGUGAAAAAGAAGAAAAAGAAAAUGCGCAUUGACAAAGAAAUGCAUGGUGGGGUUAUUGACAGUGAGGUGGGGAAAAAAAGUUGGGGGACAGAGGAGCACGUCUCGACAGGGAAUGAGGUGCAACCUCUCGCCAUGGCGGAAGAAGACGAAGCCAAGAUACGGAUUUUACAAAGUCUUCGGGGGAAAAUCUGUGAAGCAAAAAAUCUGGCCCCAGUCUCCGGACCAAAUCGUCAAAGGGAUCUGUGUACAUUCUGCACCAUAAGUCUGGACCAGGAGGAAGUUUUUCGUACGAAGGUCUUUGAUAAAAGUGUCAGUCCUUUUUACGGAGAGGAUUUUUACUUUGAAAUCCCACGGCCAUUUCAGUGUUUAUCUUUCUGCGUUUAUGCCAAAAGCGUUUUUCAAAGGGAACUACCGGUUGGUAAAGUGUCAAUACGGAAGGAGGACUUGUGUAAAUACACCGGAAAAGAAGAAUGGUUUAGCCUACAGCCUGUCGAUCCCAACUCGGAAGUCCAGGGUAAAGUUCAUCUGGAAAUGCGACUGGAUGAAGUUAUCACAGAAAAUGGCUCUUUGUGUCAACAUUUACGAGUCAGAAAAAUAGAGUGCCAAGGACUGCCAUUGAUAAGUGGACAGAACUGUGACCCGUAUGCAACUGUGUCACUGGUCGGACCUGCCAGGUCUGACCAGAAGAAAACAAAAGUUAAGAAGAAAACAAGCAAUCCUCAGUUUGAAGAGAAUUUUUUUUUUGAGGUGACAAGGUCGAGCAGCUACUCUAAGAAGUCCCAUUUCCAAGUGGAGGAGGAGGACAUUGAAAAACUGGAAAUAAAGGACUCGUCACAGUGGACUCAUAGCUCAUUGGGUAAGGCUAGCCUUAUUCAAAGAGUGGAGGUGUGGAAUAAUGAGAACCUAGCUCAGGACGUGUUUUUGGGAGAGACCCGGGUUCCUGUGAAAAUACUGCAAAAUGACCACAUUCACAAAGCCUGGUAUUUUCUUCAGCCAAAAGGAAAUGGCAACAAGUCCAAAUCUGAUGAUUUGGGAUCAUUGCGUUUGAGGCUGACCUACAUAGAGGACACAGUGCUGCCCUCUGUCUGCUACACACCACUCUGCAACCUUCUGCUCAAGUCUCCUGAUGUGAAGCCCAUCUCGGCCUCAGCAGCUCAUAUUCUGGGGGAGAUCUGCAGAGAGCGGUACGAGGCCGUGCUGCCCAUGGUUCGACUCCUUCUCUACCACAGUCGCUUUGUGCCUUUUGUGACGGCUGUGGCAGCUCUGGAGCUGGACACCACUCAGGAGGCAAACACUAUUUUCCGUGGUAACUCGUUGGCCACGCGGUGCAUCGACGACAUGAUGAAGAUUGUGGGAAAGAACUACCUGGCUGUUACCUUGAAGCCAGUGAUAGAUGAGAUUUGUGAAUCCAACAAAGCCUGUGAGAUUGACCCAGUGCGACUUAAAGAAGGGGACAACGUGGAGGUCAACAAGGAGAACCUUCAGGGUUAUGUGCAGAAGGUCUUUUCCUCCAUCACUCUGUCCAGUGCCAACUGCCCCCCCCUCAUGUGCGAUGUCUUCAGGUCUCUCAGACAUCUGGCCUGCAAACGCUUCCCAGCCGACCCUCAUGUGCAGUACUCUGCAGUGAGCAGCUUCGUGUUCCUGCGCUUCUUUGCGGUGGCGGUUCUUUCUCCACACUCCUUUCAGCUGCGCUCCCACCACCCUGAUCCAGACAUUUCACGGACACUCACUCUCAUCUCUAAAACCAUCCAGACUCUGGGCAGCUGGGGCAGUUUGUCCAAAAAACUGUCAAGCUUCAAGGAAACAUAUAUGUACGACUUCUUCAAAUCAUUCCAAGAAGAGAAGUGCAUUGAAAAGGUUAAAAAGUUUCUUGAUGAGAUCUCCUCUAACGUCAAUAAGGAAUUCAGCAGCAUGGAAGACGCCCUGAUCCUUAAGGAGGGGGAAGUUCAAAAACGUGGCCAAGGGAGAAAACGUCUCGGCAAGAAAAACUUUAAGAAGCGAUGGCUCCGAGUCACCAACAGAGAACUGUCUUAUCAUAAACACAAAGGGAAAGAGGCCCUCUGCAUCAUAAGUGUCAAAAACAUCCAGGCUGUGGAGAAACUGGAUGAAAGUGCCUUUAACCGCAAAAAUAUGUUCCAGGUGGUGCACUCAGAGAAGCCACUGUACGUACAAGCAGGGAACUGUGUGGAGGCCAGCGAGUGGCUGGAGGUGCUGGGCCAGGUGAGCCGCUGCAAUGAAGAGCGCCUGGAGAGUUUCCAUUCGUCCACGUUCACGGGGGGAGUGUGGCAGUGCUGCAAGAGCCAAAACAACUGCGCUCCAGGCUGCAGACCCUGCACCAUCACAAUGCUGGCGAACCUGCAGCUGGAUAUUGACUGUGAUCGUGAAACGGAGAGGAUCUUCUCUCUUCUGUCCUUAAACGACACCAAGCUCCAAAACAUGGAGGAUGCUUGUGCCACUUUGGCAGUGUACCAGGGCCCCCAGCGGGAGCAGGACGAGUAUUCCAAAUUCACCAUUCAGGAACCCAAAGAGACCUUUCAGACACUCAAACAGCUGCGCAAUGCUAUGGAGGAGCUGCAGCGGCAGCACAAUGAGCGGGGGGUCACCGCGCACAGAUACGGCAGUCUGAACAAUCCCAUUGUAGGAAAGACCUCAUAG